This is a messenger RNA of Prorocentrum cordatum, 1196 nucleotides long. Lineage: Eukaryota; Dinophyceae; Prorocentrales; Prorocentraceae. The record is from the annotation of a GenBank genome assembly.
GGGGAGGUGGAGUCCAUGCGGCAGUGCUUCGCCGAGCUGAAGAUGCAAAAUAAAGCCAGGCUCGUGCGUCGCGAGCAGGAGCUAUCCAAGACGGCCAUGACUGCCACCGAACAAGCUAUAUCAAGGAACACCGAGGCACUCCGCCGACAAGGAGCUCAGCAAGAGCGUGCAUUCCAGCAUCGAGAAGAGCUUGUCCAUCAGUUCUACGCCGAGAAGAUGCAGCAGGAAGCGCAGAGGAUCGAGAACCACGAGCGCGCGUUGCGACACGACCUCGAGCGUCAGAAGCUCACCUACGAGCAGAAGAUCGAGCAGAUGAACCAGGACCUCCGUCUCGAGGAGCAGGCCGCGCAAGUCAUGGCGGCCCAGGAGAUGCAAAGAAAAAACGGCAUUGCUGAGCAGAUCGCGGAAGCCCAAGCAGACCUAAAGCGAGAGGAGAUCCACCAAGAGCAUGUGAUCCAGCAGCAGACGGCCAUUGCCGCCAACAAGCUCUUGGAGGAACAUUCCACGGUCCAGAGGGAGCGAGAGGUGGUCUAUCAGCAGGCGGAGCUCCAGCUCGAAGCGCAGCGCCACAUCCAGAACAAGCGCGACCAGCUCGAAGCCAAAGAAGCGGGGCACCAACGGGCUACCCUGCAGCACCAGCUCUUCUUCAACGAGGCCCAGGCUCUCCAGCAGCAGAUACGCCACAAGAAUAAGCACGACCAGCAUCAACGAGAGCAGUUCCUGGAGAGAUACGACCAAUACGAGGCAGAGAUGCACCAGCAGCAGCAGCUCGCCAACUCUGAGAUCGAUACUGACAUGCUCGACGGCGUCGCCAGUGCGCUCACCGCGGAAAACGAGAAGCAGAAGAUGCAAGCCCAAGCCGACAACGAGGAGGCCUACCAGCGGGACAACAUACGCUCCGCCCUCCACGCCAUCACUCCGUCGGGCGAGUUCGACUGCGACGUGACCCGUGCACCGUGCUACGCCGAACUGAUCCAGACGGCGACCCCGAACACUGCAGUACAUCGCGGCGCUCCCUCAUCUUCAGGAUCUUCGAAUGGCUUAACGCCGCCCUUCUACUGCAGCCUCCGCAAGUCGUGCGGCAACUACACUAGCGCCAAGACGGAGAUCAUCAGGUGCAGGCACUGUGGGAACGAGAACAUCGAAGAUCGCUCCGUGGACCUCGGCUACAACUGCACGCACCCAGCUACUCAGAA